CUUCUUCAUUGCUUUCUUUGAACUUGAAACUGCAUGUUUUAACUCCACAGGUUCUAGAUGCAGUGGUUCCUCUCCCCAGCUGCUCAUCACCCCUUGGUCCCUCUCUCAGUGCUGUACUGAGGGUCUCCCAGGCCAUUCUGCCUCUGUCUGCUGUGCCCUUCAGGUCCCCUGUCUCUGGCCUGCUGGAUGGUGUCCUCUUCCUGGACCUGAAAGGCCCCUUCCCAGUUCUCCAGCACUCCCCUGACUGCUGCUUCAUAGUCUCUUUCCCUUCCUUUUAUGACCCCCAGAUAUUGGAAAUUCCCAGAAAUAAGGGAGUUUCUCCUCCUGUUCCUCUGGUGUGGGUGUAUUCUGGGUAAUUCCAGGUAGUCAUGUAGAACGGCCUAGAAUCAGGAUACAGAUGACUUCCACCUGCUUGCUCUAGAACAGCUACUCAUCUUCUGCCCCACCUGUAUUUCCAAAGGUCCCUUGACUGUCACCAGGAUCAUUUGGUGUAGUAUACAUUGCAGAUGGAAUGAAUCACCUUCCCGUUCCAAGCUGGCUCCUUAUGGACACUUCCUGCAGUGCAUGACCCACACCAAGUACAGAUUUAGCUAGGAGCCUUGGGACCAUCCUUGCCUCCCCGGGCCCUCCCUUUUCCUAGCUGUCUGUCUGCCUGGAAAUUCCAUUUAUUCAGUGUGCCGGUUGCCGACCUGUCAGCAGUCACUGGUCUAUGGUUCUGGUCAAUCAGCAGGUUCCCCUGCUUUGUUCCACACCGAACAGUGAACCAUGUCAUUGUUCUAAAAUCAACAUACUAUAUUUAUUUCAAAACCACAAAUAGAGUUGGGCAUGAUGGGAUCUGCCUGUCAUCCCAGGACUUGGGAGGUUGAGGCAGGAGGAUCAGUCACUACAAGUUCAAGACCAGUUUGGGUUACACAGUGAAUUCUAAGCCAGCCUGAACUACAUAGCAGGACGCUGACUGGAAACCAACCAGAUCCUGCCUAUCUAAACAGGCCCAGUCCUUCCAGCCAAUAUAUGGCUUUCCAGACCAUAACUUAAGUUCAAACUUUUAAAUUAAGCGUAAGAAGUCCGUUUUUUUUCUCAUCCCUGUCAGUCUCACAGGAAAGCACUCCCUGUUUCCUUGCCCCUGCAAAUCCUUGAGCCUACAGCUUCCCAUUCUCACCUCCUACACAAUGUCUGCCUAAUCUUUCAGAGUCAGCUUCUUGGAAAGACUUCCUGACUACCACAGAGUUUUCUUUCUUUUGUUUGAAAUUUUGUAGCCCUUGGUAAGGUACCCUGAUCUAGAGCACAGGAGCGGCUUGAGACCAUGCAUUUCAGUGUGUGUAUCUUUCCUAGUCUGUGAACUCCGGUCAGAAAAAUUUUCAUUCUCUUCUCUCAAAACAUACCUUACCAGAUGGAUGAUCUCUGUGAAGGAAAUGGCACUUUUGCCAUCAGCUUAUUCAAAAUGUUGGGUGAAGAAGACAAAUCACAAAACGUGUUCAUAUGCCCACUGAGCAUCUCGUCCUCCCUGGCUAUGGUCUUCCUGGGGGCAAAAGGAAACACUGCAGCCCAGAUGUCGCAGGCACUUUAUUUGAACACAGAUGGAGAUGUCCACGAAGGUUUCCAGUCUCUUCUCACUGAAGUUAACAGAGCCGACACUAAGUACCUGCUUAGCAUGGUUGGCAGACUCUUUGGAGAAGAAACAUGUGAUUUUCUCCCAGCCUUCAAGGAAUCCUGUAAGAAAUUCUAUCAGGCAGAGAUGGAGGUGCUGUCCUUUGCUAAAGAUGCUGAAAAGUGCAGGAAACACAUCAAUGAUUGGGUGAAAGAAAAGACGGAAGGUAAGAUUUCAGAAGUGUUGAGCCCUGGGAUCGUCAGUUCACGGACCAAGCUAGUCCUUGUGAACGCUGUGUAUUUCAAAGGAAAGUGGAAUGAGCAAUUUGACAAAAAGUACACAAGAGGAAUGCCCUUUAAAACUGGCCAGGGGAAAAAAACAGUACAGAUGAUGUUCAAACAUGCACACUUUAACAUGGGUUAUAUAGAGGAGAUGAAUACCCAGGUCUUGGAGCUGCCCUAUGAGGAAGAGGAGCUGAGCAUGGUCAUUCUGCUUCCUGACGAGAACACUGAUCUUGCUGUGGUGGAGAAAGCGCUUACAUAUGAGAAGUUCAGAUCCUGGACAAAUCCAACAAACAUGAAGAAAAUUAAAAUUGAAGUUUUCCUUCCCAGAUUUCAGCUGGAGGAGAGUUACGACUUGGAAUCUGUUCUCCGAUGUUUAGGAAUGACUGAUGCUUUUGAGGAGUCCAAGGUUGACUUUUCGGGAAUGUCAACUAUAAAGAAUGUGCCGCUGUCCAAGGUUGCCCACAAGUGCUUUGUGGAGGUUAAUGAAGAGGGAACAGAGGCAGCGGGGGUCACUGCAGUGAUCCGGAAUGCCCGGUGUGCUCGUAUAGAACCAAAGUUCUGUGCAGACCACCCUUUUCUUUUCUUCAUCUGGCACCACAGCACCAAUAGCAUCUUGUUCUGUGGCAAGUUCUGUUCACCAUGAAGAGGUUCUGUAGCUGUAUGUGACUCUUUCCCCUCUGCCUACUUUGCCUUCAUUAAAAUUCCAUGUGGCCAAACUGGUGCAGGGGCUGAAAUGUUAAAAUAAAGUGUGUGCAGUGGUGAGGUUUGUGAAUGUCUUUGCUGACAGUUGCAGUGCUCCUGAGGCUUCAGAUGUGUGGAGUUUGGGGUUAAGAAGGCUUCCCUUGUUUUGAAAUGUUUGAUAUACCUCUUAUAUCACUGCAAGUCUAUGCCUAUUGUUUGUAAAAAUCUUACUGAUUAAUGACCCAGCCUUUAAUGAGAUUUUCUAUCCUGUGAUAGUCUUUGAAUUCUGCCCACCACCAUUGCUAGUCUCUCCAGGGGAUGCCAGAUUCCAUUGCACACAAAAUUAGGGAGGAGUGAACCCUGUUGUUCUAUAGGGUUACACUGUAGCCACUUAUUACAGGCAGUUAACAUAGCACUGUUAUCACAUCUCACACAGUGGCUCUUCAUGACCCACAUUUCAUGUAGCUUCUGAUAGAAACAGCUUCUUUAGAACUUAUUUCCAUAAGACUUACAUACAAUUCAAGGGCUCAGCAGUGAACUUCAGGACCAUGGUGAGACACAAAUCAUUCAAAUAUGCCAGGUCAUCAUCUUCUGUGGCCUUUCCUUUGAAACCCCCCUCAGAAUUACCAAAGGAACCUUCACACCUUCAUACUUCUUAGAAAUAUGAUACACUUCUGGUUAGUUGUAUAUCCUCGGACUUUCUCCUCCCUAUUCUAUGUGUGCAAAUAUAAAUUCAUAAGCAUUUUAGCACAUUAAUCAUAACUUUGGUAGCUUACUUUUAUCCGUAUUUAUGAUAAACUUUCCUUAAGAUAGUUAUCUUUCUAUGCCAUCAAUUUGAUAUGCAUAGUAUUUUAUGAUAUUCCUAGUUCUAUAUUUGAACCUACUUAAGAGAUGUAGGCAAAAUUGUUUACAUAAUAUAUUACAUGGUUAUGAACAACCUUGAUAUCUGCUCUCACUCUUAAUUUUUGGAGCUAUAUUCCUUAAAAUCAUCCUGUCAAGAUAAAGGGUGGAUAUAUUUUGAGACUUCUGAAUUGGUCUCCAAAAGUUUUACUGAUUUACAUUCUUGCUUAUGUUUCUAUUUACACUACUGACUAAACGGGUUAGUCUUGAUCCUACUUUUGAUUCACAGUUAAUAGACACAGUCAUAUUAUAGCUGUUACUUAAAAUUUACCAAGCUAGAAUAUAUUCUCAAGCCAUAUUCAUUUCAGAAACCUUGUUUUCCAAGGUAUAUUUGGCCAAAAGAUUAAUCCACAGAACUGGAAAGUAUGCAUCUGGGUUUUGAUCUUACUGGUACUUCUAACGUAGAAAUAUACCUUUAUUGAGGUAUAAUUGAACCAGAAUAAACUUUAUAUGUUUAUCACAUACAAUUUGGUAAGUUCUGGUUCAUACAUGCAUCCAUGAAACCAUCUCCACUUUUAAAACAAUGCCGUGUUUAUCAUACCUCCAGACAUUUUGUUGAACCUUUGUAAUCUCCUUCUGUUCCCUCCUUAACCACUUAGCCUCAUUCCUCAGGGAGACAAUGAUCUGCAUUCUAUCACUAUAGCUUAAUUUUAGUUUCUACAAUCUUAUUUACAUGAAAUCACCCACCCUUUUCAUAUGGCUUCUAGCAAUCAGCACAACUAUUUUGAGAUUCUUCAAUAUUAUAUAUUUCAAUAAUUGCUAAGUAAUAUAUCAUUGUAUAGAUAUACCACCGUUUUUAAUCCAGUUACAGCUUGAUGGAUAUUCGGGUUGUCACCGAUGUUUGGCUGUUGCAUAGAAUGUUGUUAUGAAUGUACAUAUUUUUAGGGAUUUAAUUUUUCAUUUAUUUUGGGUAGAUGCCUAAGAGUGGGAUGUCUGGUUACAUUAAAGAUAUAUCCUUAAAUUCUUAAUAAACUACCAAAUUGUUUCCCAAAGUGGUUGUAUCAUUUAGCAUUCCCAAUAAAGCCUAUCAGAAUUUUGGUUAGUUGCCCUACAUCCUUGCCCAUGGUUGUUAUGGUCAGAUAUUAUUUUCGAUACAUUGUGGUAUUUUAUUGUGACUUUAGUUUGCAUUUACCUAAUGACCAAUUAUGUUCAGUAUUUUUUCAUGUGGUCAUUUACCAUCCAUAUUUGCUUUUUGGUGAAUAAAAUUUCUCACCCAUAUUUUGUAGCUUUUAGUUUUAUUUUCUUACUGUAUUUUGAUAAUUUUGUGCCUUGGAAACAAUAUAUGAUUAUCAGAUAUAUGAUUUGUAUACAUUUGUUAUCAUAGAUCAUGUCUUGGACUUUUCCUUUGAUAAAGUACUUUUGAAAAGCAGGAGCUCUUAAUUUCCGUGAAGUUUAAUGUAUUAAUUUUUUUGGCAUCUGUACUCCUUUUGUUAUCAUAUCUAAGGACUCCUUGCCUAACUCAAGAAUAUAAGAAUUACUUCUUACGUCUUUUGGGAUGUUAAUAGUAUUCAUUUUAUAUUUAGGUCAUGAUCCUUUUUGACUUCAUAUUUUCUCACAUAUUGAAGACUACUCUUUCUCCACUCAAUUUCAAUCUUUGUCAAAAUUUUAUGGAUCAUACAUUUGUAGUAGUAUUUUUGGGGUUCAUUGAAUUGUAUUGAUCUUCUUGAUGCCAAUACCAUAUUGUCUUUAUUAUUAUAUCUUAAUAAUAAAUUUUAAAAACUAGUAAA
Cavia porcellus (domestic guinea pig) is the source of this 5180-nucleotide messenger RNA. Its product is annotated as serpin B8. Gene Ontology annotation, molecular function: serine-type endopeptidase inhibitor activity. Bases 1391 to 2515 code for a protein of 374 amino acids. Lineage: Eukaryota; Metazoa; Chordata; Mammalia; Rodentia; Caviidae. The transcript is spliced from 7 exons. Gene Ontology annotation, cellular component: cytoplasm. The record is from RefSeq and is a predicted model, not a curated record.